Messenger RNA from Cadophora gregata, 1746 nucleotides. RefSeq lists its product as uncharacterized. Lineage: Eukaryota; Fungi; Ascomycota; Leotiomycetes; Helotiales; Ploettnerulaceae. The coding region runs from base 95 to 1474 and encodes 459 amino acids. Gene Ontology annotation, molecular function: DNA-binding transcription factor activity, RNA polymerase II-specific; zinc ion binding. The record is from RefSeq and is a predicted model, not a curated record. The transcript is spliced from 4 exons. Gene Ontology annotation, biological process: regulation of transcription by RNA polymerase II.
AUGUGUUGAGACGCAAGUCCAGCACAACCCUGACUGACCCGGCCUACCCUCUCCAAGCGUUUCGGGGAAGACGCAGCUACCGCGGCCUAUUGGCAUGGCUACCAGGCGGCCACAUAGGAAGUCGAGGCUAGGUUGCAAGCGAUGUAAAGUACGGCGAAUGAAAUGUGACGAAACUCAUCCGAUAUGUAUGAACUGCAGCAAACAUGAUCUUGAAUGCGACUUCAGUCCGUCGAAGGACAGAUCACCUGCUUUACCAUUACCUCCGGUAAAACUCCCGCCAGUGAAAAUCCCUCCAUUGAGGAGGUCUCGCGAGAGCUCUCUGGCUUUUUCUGAAAGCUCCGGCCUCAGUGGGAGUGCAAGUCCAGCCGAUUCAGAUUCCUCUGCAAUAUCCACCUCCAUUGUAGUGAGGAACAAGGAUAGCAAACCAUCACUAGCCUAUCCGCCGACUAUGGAUGACUUUACGUUAUUGCAAAUGUUACAAAAUAAUCAGUCUAUCCCAAUGCAUAUGGGCACACCCUCAGACCGACUUUUGGACCUGAGGCUCAUGCAUCACUUCAUGAGCAUGAGCCCUCGAACCUACUUCAAACUCCUCGGACCGGCAUCGGUUGAUGAGCUGACAGCUACGAGAACUAUCUAUGUAAAUUGGAUCAUGCGACUGGCUUUUACAAACCAAGAUUUAAUGGACGCCUUACUUGGAUUCUCGGCAUUCAACUUACGACGUCUAGACUCGACUGACCGGACUCUUGCUCAAGCAUCCCACGUCUACUUGACUAGGGCAAUCUCAGCACAUGCUGCAGAGCUGAGUAAGGGGAUUAGCAGCAAUAACGGGGAAGUCCUCUUUGCUACAGCAUGCCUCAUCGCUUUCACUUCCAUCAGCAGCCAGCAAUACAUCUCCGCAAGCCCAAACGGACUCCCGCUUCACUGGUUCCAACCAUGGAAUGGCCCGCGCGCCGUAGCAGCUGCUGCAUGGUAUCACUUCCAGGAUCCAGAACUCAAGACCCUUCUAGAACAUGAGCGCAUCAACCAAGUCCCACCAAUUCUCGACGAAGACUCACCACCAAUCUUCAACUUCCUUCUCGAAGAUCUCGACAGAGAAGCCACUGACGAGGAGACUGUACAAGCUUACGAACUGAGUGUCGUCUGGCUGACCAAGAUGUACUACAACCCUCAUAGCGAAUACGUCUUCAAAUUCACGACCAAAGUGCAGCCAAAGUUCGUCAAGAUGCUGGAGCAAAAAGAUCCUCGGACGUUGACCAUCGUGGGCUAUUUUUUCAUGCUGUUGAGGGUCAUGGACAAAGUCUGGUGGCUUCCGGUUAUGACGAGAGACCAGUUUUGGGCUCUCGUGGGCAUGCUGCCUGAGAAGUGGAAGCCGAGGAUGGAGUGGGCCGCGAAGGAGUUUGAGAAAUGUGAGAAUGCCGAUGCUGGCUUGGGCGAGAUGCCAGUAUAUGGCAUAGAACGGCUUCAGAAUACCUAGCUGCAAUGAAUGGCGAAUAAGAUCUAUCUCUACUCAAUUUUGAGCUUCAUGAAACUAUGCGAGUCUUUUUCUGGACGUAUCGUCUGGAUCUUGAUUUUACUAACCUGUCCAAUGUCCUGUUUGCUAGACUGUCUACUCGAAUAGGCCCAUCUAAGAAGAGGGGCACCGGGGUUGGCAUUGUAUCAAGGAAGGAAAUAAGAGAUCAGGAAUGUCCACCUCAAACAUUCAAUUACUUCCCCAUCUUACCUAGUGCCGUGACCCAUUCCCGCCGC